AUGGGUAUCGUUGUGAGUGGCGAAGAUCGCAAGUCCAGCUCCUCGGAUGAGCAGCAAGCAAUUGACGAGAUUGCGGCCGAGAACGACUUUGGCUUGGUCAUUACCACCCUUGAUCAGCUCUUUGUCUUUUUCGGGACAUGGUGGUCCUCUUCCUUGACUGGACGCAUAUAUACUUUCCGACAUUACACGCACGCCGCGUUGCUCGAUGUGAUUCGAUCAGAGCGUGAAAAUACGGGCGUCCUGGGCUUCUAUUUUGCUGGAAUACCAGCAUGGACCAUAUCCAGCGGAUUAGCUAUCGCUAGAGACAACCCAAUGAAGCGUGUCUUUGCCGCAGCUCGCGACUAUGUGCUUGAUCUCGCUGGUGCUGACAAACUUUCAUUUGGAGUUCGAUCAUUGUUCGUCUUGACCUACUCAGUCUUAAGAACGUCCCUUCUCCUAGUGUCUAUUAAGACACAUCUAUACUCCCUGCUUCAAUCCCUUGCUCUGGUUCCUUCAAAUGCCAUACCCACCGUCACAAGUCUCUUACCAUUCGGCAACGGAUCCUUGCUUUUUUUGCCGUCACUGCCUACCGAGGUAUCAGGACAUUCCAUCUUUCAUUUCGCCAUGCGCGCGUUGACUUCUCCGGGGGUCUUGGCUUUUAUACAUGCAUUUUAUCUCCGUCCGAAUCUCGAGGAACGGAUAUAUCGACUGAUUCGUCGCCAAUUGCCUAAGCCUACCCCAGCAGAUAAGCUUUCUGUCCGUGUUGCCUACGAUGAAAACCUCAUCGAUUGGAUUGUGCCCGCGCUUGGACGUCAUUCCGAAGAAGAAUCCCGCAGAGAGCAACUGACACUAAUGGAAGAUUUGAAGUACGAAGCACUUGUCUUCCGUGACUGGAUUUUUUCCUUCCUCGGCUUUCAUCCGCGCUCCUACGCGAUUCGUCAGGCUUCGGGUAAUCUCAAUCAGGAAAGAAUACGACAACUACGCCAUUCAAUAGAAGAUCUGCAGCAUCAAUUGGAGGACGUUCAAUCUCGCAAUGCUUUCGUCGGAGGACUAUCUAAUAGCAGCAUGGCGAAUCGCGCACAUUCCGCUGGUAACCACAACUCCGAUGAUGCGCACCCCUCUAGUUUGCAGACAAUUAAUGAGCACGAGCGAGUACCUGGAAUGCAAAUGGGCAUCAACCAAGUCUUCACAAAUGAAAAUCGUAUUUCCCAAUCCCCGGGGGAAAUGAGCAACGAUUUUUUCUCUUCCGUGACUGGAGCACUGGGCGGUACGCCGGUGCAUCCACCAACGUCCAUAUCAAGAACCCCAAGGCGCACUGCUCAAAGCAAUGACAAUGAAAAUGGCAUAAUCAGAAGUCAGCUUCACUCUCGAACAAACACCUUGUCCUCGCGCCCAUCAUCGCCUGAAACAUCCUCCCCGGCGUCGCCUCGGGUCAGAGCGUCGCUCAUUCACCAAGGUUCCGAUGUCAUCACGAUGCAGUUAGAGCUUCUGAGCAAUCGUAAUCAUCACGGCCCGAACUCCGGACCCAUUCCAAUCUCAUCCGCCUCGCACCCAGGUCAUGUCAAUGCUGGACUACACCCUUUGUCGACGACCGCGUCAGAUCGCAGGUCGAUCGCCGACUUUCUUGAAUCUCUAAUUAUGAGUCGAGCACAGAGCCAACCCCCCCAGGCUUCAUCCGCUGAAAAUCAUCAGGAUAUCGUUCCAGCCGCAUCCACAGCACACAGCCUGGCGGCACAGGAUGUGAGUGGUGUCGAGCACCCUCUGCGCCAACGAUCAGAAGUCGUGACAACCGUUGAUCAGGCCGCUCAGUUCAACCAAGACGACGAUGUGGCGUCAAAUGCCCCAACACUCCCCCUCCCGCCCGAAGAACGUGAGCGUUGGGUCGGUCGCCAUUCUUCACAACCGGCCCCCCGAAAUCAACGAAUUGCGGCGGAGAAUGGAGUCUUCGGUAACGCCCCUCCUCCACCUCAGAGAUCCAGAGGUGUUGAACAAGCGAACUCGACCAAUCCAAGUAUCGCUCACCGAGUAACGCUGCUGUCUGCUCAUCCCGUCGACUCACUCGCGUCCCAUCUUGCGUCAUUUAUCGCGACUAUGAUUCUUUCCCCUCUCGAAUCCUUAUGCCUCAGGUCAUUAGCAUCCUCAUAUCUCGCUUCAAAUCCAUUGUCUCGAGAUCGAGAGUCAGUCUAUCCAAUUGGACUCUGGUUUGGCGGUGAUUCCUGGCCAGACAUGUUUGCCUACAAUGGCAGAAUUAUACUAAUGCGGGGGAUGCAAGCUGCAAUUCGAGCUGGAAUCUGGGGCUUCUUGGUCAGCUCAACGAUGAGGAUUGGGCGAAAGUUCUGUGGGUGGGGAAAAUUAUAG
Penicillium diatomitis is the source of this 2337-nucleotide messenger RNA. RefSeq lists its product as uncharacterized. Lineage: Eukaryota; Fungi; Ascomycota; Eurotiomycetes; Eurotiales; Aspergillaceae. The coding region runs from base 1 to 2337 and encodes 778 amino acids. The record is from RefSeq and is a predicted model, not a curated record. The transcript has 3 exons.